UGUGAUCUUCACGAAUUUUCACUAAUUAUAUUUUCCUCAUCACCACUGUGUCUUCUCAUCCCUCUUAGAGGAGGAAAAAAAAAAAUCAAACAAAUAAUUCAAAUGAUUAAAUCAAUAACACAGACCACCAGAGCUAGCUUGCAUACGAUAGAUAUGUCCUCCAGCAAAGGUAAAGAUAUCGCAGAAGGAUCAUCGUCCUCAACGUCGAGGCUUUCAGCUUCUUCGGCUCCUGCGGUGGCUCCGGCGACGGCCCAGCAACAGCCGCUGAGCCGGUAUGAGUCACAGAAGAGGAGGGAUUGGAACACUUUUGGGCAGUACUUGAGGAAUCAGAGGCCUCCGGUGGCUUUAUCACAGUGCAGUUCCAAUCAUGUUCUUGAUUUUCUGAGGUACUUGGAUCAGUUCGGGAAGACUAAGGUGCACUCACAGGGUUGUCUGUUCUUCGGCCAAGCGGAGCCGCCGGGGCCAUGCACGUGUCCUCUCAGACAAGCUUGGGGCAGCCUGGACGCGCUCAUCGGACGGCUGAGAGCUGCGUACGAGGAAAAUGGCGGCUUGCCGGAGACAAACCCCUUCGCCAGCGGCGCCAUAAGAGUUUACCUAAGGGAAGUGAGGGAUUCUCAGGCUAAGGCAAGAGGAAUCCCUUACAAGAAGAAGAAGAAGAAGAAGAGGAAUCUAGUGAAGGAUAGCUCAAAUAAUAGCUUGCCUAUGCAGUAAUUAAAGCUUCAUUUGGUUCCUUCUUGGCCUUGUUCAAGAUCAUUACACGGUCUCUAAAUAAUGUCGAAGUCAUGAGAGAAAGAGGGAUCUCUGUUGCUGACAAUAUAACAUGGCUGGCUGGAUGGAGUGGGAAGGUCAAGUCAAAUCCUUUCGUGGUCUUUGUGCUUAAAAUGAAGGACAUCGUAUGUUAUAUUUGAAUGCGAAUAUGUAUUUAGGAUGGAAGUUGAGGAAGAUUAAUACUUGGUAUAUAAUUAGCUUGAGAAACUCAUUCUAGUUUACGUAUCUCUAUAAUUCAUCAGCGUUUACAUAUAUAUAUAUAUAUAUAUAUAUCAGGCAAGGAUAUAUAUAUAUAUGUAUAUCCUAAGAAGCUAGCUAGCUAGAUAGUGUGUUUAUGAUGCAACCUUGGAAGUUGGAAUCCUUUGUAUCCUUUGACUGCGCACAUUCAAGGAAUUUUUGCAGAUUGUUAUUCCUA
Messenger RNA from Neltuma alba, 1183 nucleotides. RefSeq names its product protein LIGHT-DEPENDENT SHORT HYPOCOTYLS 10-like. NCBI's taxonomy places the organism in Eukaryota, Viridiplantae, Streptophyta, Magnoliopsida, Fabales, Fabaceae. Bases 103 to 711 code for a protein of 202 amino acids. Gene Ontology annotation, cellular component: nucleus. Gene Ontology annotation, biological process: response to light stimulus; mRNA transcription. The record is from RefSeq and is a predicted model, not a curated record. The transcript has 2 exons.